Molecule: messenger RNA, 2605 nt
Organism: Prinia subflava (tawny-flanked prinia)
Lineage: Eukaryota; Metazoa; Chordata; Aves; Passeriformes; Cisticolidae
Gene: PTCD3
Product: pentatricopeptide repeat domain 3
Exons: 24
Coding region: 52-2106 (684 amino acids)
Biological process (GO): mitochondrial translation
Cellular component (GO): mitochondrion
Molecular function (GO): protein binding; rRNA binding; ribosomal small subunit binding
Source: RefSeq, a predicted model, not a curated record
CGCUGGAGGAGUGGUGCCGUCCGCCUUCCCAGAGGCCAGCGCGGGGGCAGCAUGGCGGCGCGGCGGGCUGGGGCUGGCUGCUGGCAGUGGGCGCUGUGGCUGGGCCUGGGCCGGCGGUGCCGCCUCCCGGGCGGGCGGGAGAGCUACCGGAGCUCUUCAAGUAGCACUGCCCUUGGGAAGACUGUGGACAGUUCACAAGUAACUCAAGAAGAAAUUGUGCUCCCACGGAGGAAAACAUGGGAUAAGCUCGCAGUGCUCCAGACCUUGGCUUCCACUGUGAACAGGGAUCCUACUGCUGCUCAUUACAUGUUCCAGGAUGACCCUUUUCUGAUGCCAAGAAAUGCAGUUAAUUCUCGUCUGUAUUCGUUGUCAAAGGAGUCUGGGAGAAAUGCUGCAAAAUACAUCAUAAAGAACUUUCCUCAGUAUUUUGACAAGACUUUUGCAGAGCCCAACGUACCAUGCCUGAUGCCCGAGGCUUGCACACCUCGCACGGAGGGACUCAGUGAGGAGGCUCUGAGGGAGCGUGUCCACCUCGGGAUGGUGAAGGAGGCUGUGGACAUGUUUGAUCAGCUCCUGCAGGCAGGUACCCCCGUAUCUCUGGAGACCACAAACAGCCUUUUAGAUUUGUUAUGCUUCUAUGGAGAUGGUGAACCUACUCCUGAAAAAGAGCAGGAAGAAAAAGAGGAUUUGGAAGAGCCAGGGGAGAAUGCUUCAGAACAGAAAGCUCCAAAGAGACAAUUUCAGAGAGGUUCACAGUCAUCUGGCCCCAGAUGGAGGGAGAACAACCAUGCUGAAAGGAUAUUUAAGAUAAUGCCAGAGAGGAAUGCACACUCCUAUUGCACCAUGAUCCGUGGCAUGGUGAAGCAUGGGGCUUAUUCUAAAGCUUAUGACAUGUACAUAGACUUGCUGAAUGAAAGGCACAAGGCUGAUGUGCACACCUUCAAUGCACUGAUCAGAGCAGUCCCAUAUCUAAAGGAGAGAUUCAUAGAAAGAUGGGAUUUAGCCAAGGAGUUCCUGACUCACAUGGUUCAACAGAACGUGCAGCCAACUCUGCUGACUUUUAAUUCUGUGCUGAAGUGUCUGAGAAGAUGUGGUGGUGUGGGCAGAACUAUGUCUUUGUUGGUACUAAAGGAAAUGGAAGCACUUGAUAUAGAGCCCAGCCUUGCCUCCUACGAUCAUGUCCUCUCCGUGUACUACAAAGGCGUUGAUGCUCCAUCAUCAGACAUCAUUUCUGAAGUGGUAAAUGAGAUUGAAAACCGAAGUUUCACUGCCCAGGACCCUGAUGAUGCCAGCUUUUUCACCACCGCCAUGCAAGUGUGCUGUGAGCUUAGGGAAAUCAAGCUUGCCUAUCAGUUAAAUAAGGCACUGGAGAAGGGAGACAACUGGAAAUUCUUGGAUUUGGAUCGGUCAAACAACUAUUGGUCAAAAUUCUUUUCGUUGUUGUGCAUGAUGGAGCAAAUUGAGGUGGUGUUGAAGUGGUACAAAGAAAUGUCAUUUUCACUCUUCUAUCCAACUGCUAAAAAUAUACUGGACCUCCUUCAAGCACUGGAUGCAGCCAACCAGUUGGAAGUGAUCCCUUCAGUCUGGGAAGAUGUGAAACAGCUGGGGUUUAACAGGAGACAGGAGCUGCUGGAAGAGUUCUUGUCUUUGAUGAGCAGGGACCAGCACGCCAGUGAGAUUCAGCUGGCCUUUGCCAAGUGUGCUGAGGAAAUCAAAGCUGCCCAUGAGCCCGCUGGGCCGGGGCAGGUCCCGUUGGAGUGGACAGGGAGUGCUCUGGGCCAUGUCGUGGUGCUGUUUGCCAGGGCCGGGAGGACCCAGGAUGCCUGGAAAAUGAUGGAGUGUUUCCAGAAAAUCAAUAGGAUUCCCAUUGACAAGGUGAUGGACGAGUUCUUGAACUGUGCUAAGCAAACCAAUUGCCCGGAUGAGGCAAUUAAGAUGGUAAAGCUGGCAGCAUCCCUUGGGCUUCCUUCAUCUCAAAGGCUGAAAAGCAGAAUGGAGGAGGAAUUUGAACUCUCUGAACCACAGAAGAAGGCUCUGGAGAGUAUCAGGUGGGACAGUGACAGCAGCGACAGUGACAGUGACAGCAGUGACAGUGACCGUGAGUAGCUGUCCCUCUUGGGAAUACCUGAAGGAAUGGCUGCUGGGAGCUGCUGCAGCACUGAGGAACAGCCCGAGUGUUCUGACACCUCCUCACAUGCCAGCUGGAAGCUGUUAGAUCUUCCUGGAAAUGUGGAACACAGCGUGGGCUGCCCCAGCUCUGCUCCCCAGCACCCCUGCAAGAGCUGCCUCCUGCUCAACAGCAUCCCUGACGGUGGAGGGCUGCAGGGAGAGGGGUGCUGUGCACCCUGGAGGCUUCCAUGGCUUGAACAAGACCUCUCAUGGGCCUCCUGUCACUGAGCCUUGCACCAGAUGCAAUUCCUUUCCAUCUAACUGCUGAACUACUUAAAUACCGAGUUUAGUCUGGCUAGAAACACUGAGGUAAUGCAACACUCAGCACCUGUGGUGGUAUUCCUCAUCUUUUUGGUGUUUGGGACAGGUGUUGGAGUGUAGAUGUUAAAUUACACUUUGUACAGCUGGAGCCUGUCUCUAAUAAAUGGCUGACAUU